UGUAUGAGAAAGAUAAUCUUGUGUGAGGUAUCAAGUUAUCUCUUUGUAAAGUGUCGUUGCAAAGAGACGGCAUUUUCUGCCUUAGAAGUCGAAGUUUAAGGCUGUUCAUUCGAGAAGUAUGUUGUUUUGUUUGUGUCAACCAAAGAAGUGCCAACUACCCAACGUAAACACUGCAGUUGCAACAAUCGUUUUGCAUAACAUAGCCAGGAGACGUAGCGAACUUCGAUUGUUACCUUGGAGCUUACACGAAACGAAAAUAAGCACAAUUUCUGUGUGACAUUUUUUUGUCAUGUAAAGCGACUGAUCUACCGAUGUGAGGACAAUCAACUCAGCACAAUGGAUAAUGCACAGUUUAAUCUACGAUGGAACAACCACAGUUUUAACAUCGUCCAGGUCUUUUUAGAACAACUCUCAAGUGAAAGUUUGGUGGAUGUAACACUAUCAUGCCAAGGCCAGUUCAUCAAAGCUCACAAAAUGGUCCUCUCAGCUUGCAGCUCCUAUUUCCAGGAUCUAUUUAACUUGCACGAUGCUCAACACCCUGUUAUAAUUCUGAAUGGAAUUAAGUUCCAUGACCUGAAAAUGGUUGUUGAAUUUAUGUAUAAAGGAGAAACAAAAGUUUUAGAAUCUGAACUCAAUGGUAUACUGGCUGUAGCAGAAGCCUUGCAAGUCAAAGGGCUCAGCAAUGUCCGUAGUGAAGACAAGUUUGAAAAUAAUCAAAGUAGUAUUUCACCAGAUGAUUGUUUCCCAUCCGUAGCUAUGAAUGAAAAUUUUGGUUCUGAUCUCCACUGUGAUGUCCCUGGAGUAGACUCACUUGAAGUGUCUAGCGCUUUGUCAGACUCCUCUAAACCAGGUAGAAAACGGAAGAGAGCGUCUGAGAUUAGUAAGACUGGGUCACUACAAGACGGAUCAGCCAAAGUGCAGCGUUCAGAGGAUGGUUUAUCUCAAACUAAUGUUUUUCAAUCAAGACCGAUUGCAUCUAAACCUCAAACCAGCAGAGGUUCAUCCUCUAAGGUCUCUUCACAAAAAGUCUCUGCACCUAAAGCUUCAUCUCCCAAAACCACUCCAUCUAAAACCAAUUUACAUCCCAAAGCCUCUUCAUCCAAUGAAUCUCUAUCAAGAGCAACCUCACCUGUGACCACUGCAUCACAAUGCUCCUCUGAAGCGCUUUCUUCAAGGGGGAUAUCACCCAUUCCAUCAGAAUUUCAAUCACGUACUAUCAGCUCUUCAGAAGAACCUUUAUCAGUAUCUACAGGCAAAGCAAGUUUGUCAAAGCCUCCAGCAAAAGUUUACCCACCCAAGACACCAUCAAAAGUUAAUUGUAAACCAUUAAAAUCAUCAAGUUCCUCUGCAUCUUCUCCACAUCAGUUAAGCCAAGACGAAGAUGAAAUUCCUCCUUUUGCUCAAGUCACUGUUAAUGAUUUACGCAAUGAUGAUGAAGAGCAUGAUGAUGAUAAUGAUAAUGAUGAUGAUCUAGCUACAACUAUUAAAGUUGAACCCCUCUUCAUCAGAGACAUCGAUGAUACUGAUACAUCGUGGGAUGACCCUACUAGAUUAGUUAUUGACCUGCCAUCUGAGGAUUCUGAAGGUAAGAAAGAUGAUUCGAAUAGCCCAGGUAACUGUGAAAAGUCUCACAUGUCGGUGAACAAGCAAGGGGUCCGUGUUAAAUCUAAAAGUAAAAUUAAGGUGAGAACAGAGUCAGAACUUGUUGCCGCGGAUAUGGGUUGUGGACCACCAGAUCCUCUUGAAGUGGAGCUCCCCAAAGAGCGACUAAAAGGGGAUAGGAUUCCACGGCCACCCAAUGCAUUUAUGAUAUUUGCUAAUGAAUGGAGGAAGAAGUUGGCUCUUGAAAAUAAAACCGAAUCAAACAAGCAGAUUUCUGUUCGACUUGGAAUAAAAUGGAAAGCUUUAAAUGCUGAGAAAAAAGAAGUAUAUUUUUGUGCUGCACGCAGGGCUGAUGAAGAACAUAAACGAAAGUAUCCUGGUUAUUUCUACAGCCCUAAGGAAGCCAGAAUAAGGAAAGCAAUGCGUCAUCAGUCACGGUUUCAGGCCCUUAACCCUUCAAAGAACAGUGAAGUUUCUGUCCAGCAGGUCAAAAACUCAAAAGGACCUAACCAUCCCAUGGAGUCUUUAUACAUUGCAGAUGCAUGUGUGGUGGUGAAAGAGGAGGUCCUUGAAGAAGACUCCAACCAGCAAAACCUAGAGGAGGAGUUUUUGAAAAUGGUUGAAGAUGGACAGGUUGAAGCAGAAGCCAAAGUGAAAGAUGAGAAGGAACUGAAUUCUGAGCAGGCUAACCAACAAACUAGUGUAGAAGAUCAGACGUGAAGUUCCUCCUCUUAGCUUUGUAAAUGUAAUGUGGAAACUUUUGGCGUUCAAAACUAGAAGCAAAACCCUUUUUUUUUUUUUUUUUAAUCUGUACGAUGUUCCCGUACCAUGCAUAGCUGAUCCUCCCUGUUCUGUUUGGCUGAUCAGUGUCAUUUUUAUGCACUAUGAACCAGCACUGAUUUCAUUUUGCCAUUUCUAAUGUAGGUGCUUGAAAACCUUGUAAGUUAAAAAUAAUGCUGAGAAGACAUAUUUCACUUAAGUAGAAACAGUUUUAUGUGCCAUUGUUAGAGUGCCAUCAAAUGGAAAUUGAGUGUUAUCUAAGAGAACACUUUGUUUUAGCUCACGGUUGGUACAUUGAUUUGUGAGAGGAUUAAUUUCACAUUUAUGUUACUCCAUAUUUUAAUUUCGUGACUGACUGCCAUUCAUGGCAUGAGUAGGAGACUAUAUUCUGUUGCCUUCAAGGCAUGGUAGAGCACACUGUAUUAGAAAAUUAGUUUUCUUAUUUUUUAAUAAUUGAACUGUAUCUUUAUCUCAAGUUGUUAUGGAAUUUGUUAUCUAUCUAUUAGAAUUUUGACUUGUUGAAGCAAACUUCUUGGGGUGAGCUUCAUUGUUUUUAUUUUCAUGUAGGUUUGUGUUUCUGACAUUUAGCAAUACUUGUAUUUGCUAUAUUUUGUGAUUUUUACUGUGCAUACCGCAUACCAAAUGCAAAAGGGUUGUUUUUUUGUUUUAUGGCUGCACUAUUUAAGUGCAUAUAGGUGUUUUGAUUUUUCAGGUUUUGUUAUGAGUUUUUUUUUAAAGACUGCAGCUCUAUUAACUAGCACUAGCAGUCGAAAGUGACAGGAAUGUGAGAAUGUGGUAAAUCAACAGACGGGAGAUCAAAAAAUUAUUUUCUAUGCAUUUUUAAACCCCUUUCUGUGUCCUAUUUAGUACAUUGAUAUGGUAUUUGAAUGUAUUUUGUUUCAACUAGGUUACUUUUCAGGGUGAUUUAUCUUUUUACUCCCUCAAGUAUGUCAGUUAGCUCUUUUUAAUAUUAUAUGACGUUUUUCAUUGUUCUUUAUUAUUAUUCUUAUGCAGUCCCUCUAAAGGUUUUUAUGAAUUGAAUGUGAUCAAUCUGCUACCGUCUAUUGCUUUAGUGAAAUUAUUCCAUAGUAAUUGUUUGUUAUUGGUUCAAUGUUAAUUUUGACAUUACCAUGUACUGCCUUUUGAUAACGAAAAUCUAGAGAAUUCAAGUUCACGCUAGUUACUGUUUCAUAAAAUUGUAUCUCAUCUGGUCAUAAAUAUAUUGAUUCAAUGUGUUGUUUUCUAUAGUUUAUAGUGAAACACAUUUAUGGCGAUUUCACGCCUUUAACAACGGAAAUACCAAUACUGAACUCGAAUUUACCGUGCUAAUCAACUUGUUUCUGCCUGCCAGAAACUCUACUCACCCAGGCGGAACUGGGUUUCACACGUCAGCUGGGUGUUUUGUGGAGUUUCUUACUAUGAUUGUUUGACAACGAUUACUUUUACUUGCAGGUUCUUGUAAAACAAAAGUUGUAUUUUCAAAUCGUAAAAAAUAAUUGGAUGUACUAACUGUUCAAAAGCACUGUUGAAAUUUGAUGAAGUCAUUACUUUUACCUACUUUGAGUUCUGACUAGAAGAGAGAACUUUGAGUGACAUGGUACUUUCAUUGUUGCAGCACUCAAUUUGAGUAGUGUCUGAGGAGUCUACCACAACAUGCUUAAGAACCAUGUUGUGCAAGUCAUUAUAUUUCUAAAUAAACAGAUUGAAACUAUGUA
Molecule: messenger RNA, 4097 nt
Organism: Frankliniella occidentalis (western flower thrips)
Lineage: Eukaryota; Metazoa; Arthropoda; Insecta; Thysanoptera; Thripidae
Product: longitudinals lacking protein, isoforms H/M/V
Exons: 12
Coding region: 337-2322 (661 amino acids)
Biological process (GO): regulation of transcription by RNA polymerase II
Cellular component (GO): nucleus
Molecular function (GO): protein binding
Source: RefSeq, a predicted model, not a curated record